CUCAGCAACCACAAGUUACAGUUCUUCGAUCACUGCAUGGCAGCGCCACCGCUUGGUUCAUCGAUAGAAUUUCGCCCUGGCCGUUUUAUUUUAUGUGACACUUGCACACAUAAAUUUCCCAGAGUACACUGCGCUCGACGUAGAGACGCAGCCAAAUUUCGAGCAUGGCAGUCGUCAGCUGAAAAUAAGCGCACUGGUUCUGGACAUUUCUCUGUGCAAAUCAGUGACGCUUCAAGGCUCUGCUAGUAUUCGCCUCGUUUAGCGUGAAAUGCAGUCCGUCGUAAAAUAUGGCCGGUACAUCGUAAGGGCGCUAUCGGGAGUAGCCGUAGCCGAGGUUCCGGUCAAACAUUUUCGCCUAGUGUCAGCUGCGAGUGGAGUCGCCAAGGACAAAGGUGUCAAAGCAACAGUGGCCGCUCUCACCGUACGUAGGAAUGUAAACGGCGACGAUGCACACUUCAUCGCAUCGAAUAGGGUCUCGGACGUAUUAGGAGUGGCUGAUGGCGUCGGGGGAUGGCACAACUACGGCGUUGAUCCAUCACAGUUCUCCUCCUAUCUCAUGUCUACGUGCGAGCGACUUGUCGAGCAGGGAACGUUCAGCCCGCAGUUCCCCGUCGAAAUCAUAGCGACGAGCUACCAGGAAUUGUUGGAGAACAAAGUGCCAAUCAUAGGAAGCAGUACUGUUUGUAUCGUCGUACUGGACCGAAGAAAUCACACGAUAUAUACUGCCAACCUCGGUGAUAGUGGCUGUCUAGUA
Messenger RNA from Priapulus caudatus, 754 nucleotides. RefSeq names its product protein phosphatase PTC7 homolog. The record is from RefSeq and is a predicted model, not a curated record. Lineage: Eukaryota; Metazoa; Priapulida; Priapulimorpha; Priapulimorphida; Priapulidae.